GGCGUCUUUGUUGCGCACAUAGAAUUGAAGUAUAGUUGAUAACUUGAAUCAAUGGAGCUCGAAAAAGAGAGUACCAGUAGCAACAGUAGCAAUACUAGUGCGAGAAGCGAUAGCAGUGUAGCCGGCACUGAUUUAGUCAUAGCAGCUGUUAGAGCAGAGACAGCUGAGGGCAUCGAAGACCCUUCUGAAUCUGAGACUAGUGGCAAGUUUGGGAGUAGUAAUGGAGGUAUCGGAUCAGCUGAGGAGAGUGGUGGGAAGGGCGAAUCAAGAGUAGCUGCUGCAGCAAAUGCUGGAGACUCGCCGGGCUCAGAUCCAAUAGGAUGGGCCGUUGACAAGCUACUCAGCCGUAUAGUUGAGGAGAACAGCACUGAACAGCUCAUCGCCCUCUUGUCCGAGAUGACAAAGAAGGCCUUAAUUUUACAACAUCAACUCGAGUUAAGCAGCACACGUAAUGAUGAGUUAUUGAAGGAGAUUGAACAACUAAAGGGAAAUCUCGAUGAGGAGAGGGGGAAAUUCAGCGCAGCAGAACCCCCGUCACCACCUCCUCCAGUGGCUUCAAUUGUUUAUGAUGGUGAAUUACCCUCGGACGAGCGCGACGGGAGCUCUCCGUCUGUGGGUGCGGUACCGCAACUAAAUGAAAUUUAUGAGAAACAUCACAUUGACCGAGAGGUUCGGGAUAUGCUGCGGAAUUCACGUAAAAUAAGGAGACCGGAGCAGCGGCAGAUGGUUAUCGAUCUGUUCCUCGAAAAGGUUGGUCAUGAGCAGGGCAAGGACGUGUUGGCUGCGUUAAAGGGACUCACUGAUUCUACUAAUAGCGAAUCUAAGUCGGCGGUGACGGGUGAUGCUAGGACGUAUAAUCGUCGAACGCAUAACCGUCGGGACAACAGUGACCAUCCUCUACAUGCCCGUUCCGGUCCUGAGAACAGGAGUUGGCUAUUCGCCCAAUGUGUGAAGGAGGUUGAGUUCAAGAUUGGACCAGGAGCAGCCGCAUCAGCAUCCAGGCAUAAGAAUGACUAUUAUGAUUACGGCAACAAGGGGAGAUGUCAUUCUCGAGGUCAGCCGCCGCCGAUAUCACUUGUAAGCCAGCCAAGCUGCUACUCCCAGCUAAUAAUAUAUGGCUGCUAUGGCAGAAACGACGAUGAGAAGGAGGAUGGCGAUGAUGAUAAUGAUGACUGCCGUAUUAAUGGGGUUCACUCGACCAAGUCGAUGCUGCUCUGGUUGGGAGACAGUAGCAAGAAUCAGAACAACAGCGAGAACUCAGUGGCUCAGCGCUCCCUAGCCGCUCUGGACGAUCGACUACUUGCGGCACAUUCGAAGGCACUAGAUGCUUACGUCAAUUGUGUGGCGCGUGAUGUUAAGGCCACCGCCGGCAGCUCGGAACGGGCGUGCCGGCGAGAUGCUAUGGGCAUAUUCGAUAGUGUAGCCGUUGAGGGAACUGUGGGAAUGGGGAAGGAGGCCGAAACGCUGGUGAAAUCUGCUCGGAAACUGCUGAAGACCGGCCUGGAUAUGCUACAGGGUGAAGUAAAUCAGCUGAGGCUGGCAGCGCAGGCCGCUAGUGAUGAGCAACGACAAGCCCUGGCCUGGAUAGGGGAGAUGGCACAGCGAUCGAAAGAUCGUGAGAAUGUCCCAAGGUCGACGGGCGUUCGGCUUCGUGGAGACUCCUUCAAGAAGGGCGGCGUCAAGGAUGCCAUAAGCAGUAUAUUGGGGAGCAUUGAAGUGAAGAGCCCGGGUGGAGGUGCCCGGUUCGAUUCUGGGGGAGGGGAAAACGGCAAGUCUAUUUUAGAAUUGAUUGGGGAGUCUGCUCAGGACGCUGGGCCCUCCCUGACCUUUGAGUGGUCUGUUGCUGCCGCCCAACGUGGUCACCCUGAGAGCAAGUCAGAGAAGCGAAGACGCCUUAGGUCGUUGGGCAUCCUGGCCGGCCUCGUUUAUGGAUGUGGACUAUUGGUCACCAGCGUCGCUCCACUGUGGUUGUUUGGCUCGAAUGACAAUUCCGAUUGGUCUCGUCCAGAAAUGGUCACAAGCUCUUCGGUGGGAGGUGAAGUAUCUGGAGAGCUCAGGGACUUCCUCAAUGAUCCUCUAGUCAAUACAGACCGCGAGCAGACUUGGCAGCAUAGAUACAGUCACAAGCAACUCGGUGAUCUCACGCUUACUGGUAAUGACAAGGACGAGUGGGCAGCCAACUACCUCUACAAUUUACCCGGCAAAGGACUUGGUGCUAUCGAGGGCGCCUUGAACAGCGAUCAGCAACUCGCUUUACAGUAUUCCAAUGCGAUUCCUGAUGGCACAUUGCGCGGUACAGCAGGGUGGUCUAGCAACGAAGGCUACUUUGGAAAACUCUCUAAGCUGUGGAAUGGCGGCAAUGGGAAAGCAGCUAGGUAUGACAUCGCAGGGAGUACCAAUAAUGGAGAGCUGAAACACCAACUUCAGGCCCAGUGGGCGAGAGAUAACGAUAGGGCUGAAGCGGGCAUUCAAGCUCCCAUCACUAAUCCUUAUGGCUUCCUGUCCAAGUCUGGUGCUGAAAAAUUCAACCCUGACUGGUACACCUCUUACAGUCGCUCCCUCGUCGAUGGUGGCUAUGACUCGAAGAACCCAUUUGGCAUUGAGGGAGGUGCCCGCCUCUCUUCUGGUGGCGAACUGGAAGGACGCCUCACCGCACGAGCCAAACCGAUCGAUAGUGUUGAUGCCGAAUACCAUGUCAGCGCGCGAACUCGUCCUGAUACCUCUAAGGGCUUAUGGGGUUGGUUAACUGGCUUCGGAAAAUCGCCUGUAGAGCUGGAGCACAACGCACAGAUACAAUAUUCGAACGCCCCUGGGAGCGUUAUGUAUGCGAAUUACGAGAAGCGAGAUGGUUCCGCUGGGCAUUUACGUCUAGGUUACGGUAUGACAAGUGAUGAUUCCCAGUAA
This is a messenger RNA of Perkinsus marinus ATCC 50983, 2904 nucleotides long. RefSeq lists its product as hypothetical. Lineage: Eukaryota; Perkinsozoa; Perkinsida; Perkinsidae. The transcript has 18 exons. The record is from RefSeq and is a predicted model, not a curated record. The coding region runs from base 52 to 2904 and encodes 950 amino acids.